CGUCGAAAAAUGCAAAGCAGAGUUAGCGUUUAUGUUGCGCUUCGCACGAGCAGUCACCAUGCCGCCCCAGAUUUUCCCACUUUACGGGUACCGGAAGAAAAGACAAAGCGUGCAUAACGUGGGCUCGCGGCGAGAGAGAGAGAGAGAGAGAGCAUAAAUCGAGUAGCAGCAUGCGUGGCGCGUUGUGAGUACCUGCAGAGCCCUUGAGCGGAAGAGAGAGCGAGAGCGAGAGGGAUGGAGGCACCGACUGCUUGCGCGACUGUGUCGUCUAUCUUCGUAUACCCAAUCAAGUCGUGCCGUGGAAUUUCCGUCCCUUCAGCGUCCAUCUCCUCGACAGGAUUUCGAUGGGACAGGCAGUGGGUGGUUGUGAAUUCCAAAGGACGAGCAUAUACACAAAGAGUUGAGCCAAAACUUGCAUUGGUUGAACCAGAGUUUCCAAGGGAAGCAUUUGAUGAAGCUUGGGAGCCUUCAUGUGGAUCAUAUUUAGUUUUGAGGGCUCCUGGAAUGGACACAUUGAAGGUUUCUCUGAGUAAAAGAUACAACAUACUUGAUGGUGUUUCUGUGUGGGAGUGGUCUGGUUCUGCAUAUGAUGAAGGAGAUGAAGCAACAAACUGGUUUUCUGAGUACCUUGGAAAGCCAAGCCGUUUAGUUCGGUUUAACACUGAAAAUGAAACCAGACCUGUGGAUUCCAAUUAUGCCAGUGGAUAUGAAACAAUGUUUUCUGAUGGUUAUCCAUUCUUACUAAUCUCUCAGGGUUCUUUAGAUGCACUAAACAAGCUUCUGAAAGAGCCUGUACCUAUAGACCGCUUCAGGCCAAAUAUUCUUGUUGAAGGAUGUGAUCCAUUUGCUGAAGACUUAUGGGCAGAAGUAAAAAUAAGUGGGGCAAAAUUUCAUGGUGUUAAGCUCUGUUCUCGAUGUAAGGUACCAACUAUCAACCAGGAGAAUGCAAUUGCAGGUGACGAACCUAUCAAAACACUCAGGGAAUUUCGAUCUGAUGAAAUCUUGCGACCAACCAAGAAAUCUCAGAAGAAGGUUUACUUUGGGCAGAACCUUGUUUGUGAGGAGUCUCGUAGUUCAGGAAAGGAAACUUCCAUUCGAGUUGGUGAUCCUGUUUAUGUCAUUAGAAAGUUUUCUUCUCAUGCUGAUGCAGCUGCUUAGUUUGUUGCUUUCUUUCAGUCAAUAGUUAGAGUAGGAUACUAUCAUAUGUUGGUCAGGUUUGUUGACCCUCGUUUCUUUAACAAGCUAAAAUGGUGAUAUGAUUGCAUUAGUUCUGACAUGUCAUAGUGCAGUAUAUUAGAUGCCAUGACUGUAUUUCUGUUUACUAGCAUUCUCCAGUGCCAUAUGAUAGCUCUUGCAGCACUUGGGAUGGGCAGUAGCAUCUGAAAUUUAGCUUUCAGAAUUAUAACGCACAUUCUUCUCCAAGCCAAAGAUCCUGCCAAACUUUGUAAAGUGAAUGUCAAAUUGUUAUCGUAGACAAUAUUAUUAUAAAGCUGCGUACUAAACUAGAACUCCUGCACUAUUCUGUAGCUGAAACUCUGUGGAAGCAUCAAUUUGGAGGUAUUUGUAUUUUC
Messenger RNA from Nymphaea colorata (pocket water lily), 1571 nucleotides. RefSeq lists its product as uncharacterized. The transcript is spliced from 8 exons. Gene Ontology annotation, molecular function: pyridoxal phosphate binding; catalytic activity; molybdenum ion binding. The coding region runs from base 235 to 1158 and encodes 307 amino acids. Lineage: Eukaryota; Viridiplantae; Streptophyta; Magnoliopsida; Nymphaeales; Nymphaeaceae. The record is from RefSeq and is a predicted model, not a curated record.